Molecule: messenger RNA, 972 nt
Organism: Lates calcarifer (barramundi perch)
Lineage: Eukaryota; Metazoa; Chordata; Actinopteri; Centropomidae
Gene: arv1
Product: ARV1 homolog, fatty acid homeostasis modulator
Exons: 5
Coding region: 55-777 (240 amino acids)
Biological process (GO): sphingolipid metabolic process; intracellular sterol transport; regulation of plasma membrane sterol distribution
Cellular component (GO): cortical endoplasmic reticulum; Golgi apparatus
Source: RefSeq, a predicted model, not a curated record
GGUUGGUUCGCCUCACAUGCUAGCGGCUUUUCGUAGCUGUUUACAGAUGAAAGAAUGGGCAAAAGUGUCUUUAGGUGUGUUGAAUGUAACGAAAAAGCAACGGAGCUGCACCGGGAUUACAGUAACGGGAUCCUGAAGAUAACUAUAUGUGAGUCCUGCCAAAAGCCAGUGGACAAGUACAUAGAAUAUGACCCUGUUAUCAUCUUGAUUGAUGCCAUUUUGUGCAAAACUCAGGCUUUCAGACACAUUUUGUUCAACACAAGCUUGAAUAUCCACUGGAAGUUGUGUGUGUUCUGCCUGCUGUGUGAAGCUUACCUCAGGUGGUCUCUGCUCCAUGGCUCUGAGCAGAGCAGUGACCCCGCUGACAUUAUCAGAUACACCAAGGAAUGGGAGUUUUACAGCAUGUUUGGAUUGGCCGCCCUCGAGCUGGUGGCGUUCUGCAGCAGCGUGCUGUGGUUCCUUUGGGUGGUGGUGGAUCGUCUGCAGGGUGGGAACUUAGAGCUCAGCCUGCUCAUCAGAGCCCUGCUGCUGUCCUGCUACGGGAAGGUCCUCCUCAUCCCUGCUGUCAUCUGGGAGCACGACUACUCCCCGCUCUGUCUGGGUCUCAUCAAACUGUUUGUGCUCACCUCAAACUCACAGGCAAUCAGAGUGAUCCUGAACAGCAGCAGACGUCUCUCGCUGAUGGCUGUGUGUUUAGGCCUGCUGUCAGAGACCUGCGUGGCUCAGGCCUGUAAAAAGUUUCCAUGGAGCAUCCAGGACAUGUUGACAUUUGAUUGAACGUCUGCCCUGUCAGACGGAGAUAAAAAUCACUCAUCUCAGGGAUGAACAAGUGACUGUAGAGGCCGACUUGUGCCGGAGAGAGCCUGUUUUUAAUGAACCUUCUGCACACACGUGGGAGUUGGAGAAGAAGCGGUAUUCUUCAAGUUCCCUUUUUUUGUUGUUAUGUUUUUUUGUUUGCUGCUCAUUGCGAAC